Cavenderia fasciculata is the source of this 2148-nucleotide messenger RNA. It is a transcript of the gene mrkB, whose product is annotated as putative protein serine/threonine kinase. The transcript is spliced from 5 exons. Gene Ontology annotation, biological process: protein phosphorylation; intracellular signal transduction. NCBI's taxonomy places the organism in Eukaryota, Evosea, Eumycetozoa, Acytosteliales, Cavenderiaceae. Gene Ontology annotation, molecular function: ATP binding; protein serine/threonine kinase activity. The coding region runs from base 1 to 2148 and encodes 715 amino acids. The record is from RefSeq and is a predicted model, not a curated record. Gene Ontology annotation, cellular component: cytoplasm.
AUGAUCAGAGACACUUGCCAAUUACCUCCACAUCAUCAUCAAUAUCAAUAUCAAUAUCAAUAUCAACUCAUUUUUACAAAGAGAGAAGAAAUGGCAGCUGUAGAUAAUUCAUAUAUCGAUAUACACUUGGAAUCAAUCCAAGAGGAAAAUCAUUCUUGUAAUAAUAAUAAUAAUACAAAUAAUAAUAAUAGUAGUAGUUGUAGUUCAUUCUCAACUCCACCUCUUCCAACUGCAAGAAGAGUUGUUAUUCCCAAGGUACCAUGCAAGAGAAUUGGUAAUUACUUAAUAGGAAAAACUAUUGGUUCUGGAACUAGUAGUAAAGUUAAAAUCGGAACUCAUGUUAUCACUGGAAAACGUGUGGCCGUCAAAAUCACAAAACCAAAGCGUGUCAAGGAGAGAAAGGAGAUUGAACGUGAAAUAUCCAUCCUCAAGCUCCUCAAGCACAACCAUAUCAUCCAAUUGUUUGAAGCCAUCUAUGAAGAGGAUCGUGGACGUAUCUGUCUAGUGUUAGAGUACAUAUCCGGAGGUGAAUUGUUUGACUAUAUCGUCGCCAGAGGCAGACUAAGUGAAAAGGAAGCAAGAAAAUUCUUUCGUCAAAUUCUAAGUGGACUUAUAUAUUGUCACGAAAACAUGGUCUGUCAUAGAGAUUUGAAAUUAGAAAAUAUUUUAGUUGAUGAUGAAGGAAAUAUUAAAAUUAGUGAUUUUGGAUAUAGUAAUAUUAUUAGACCAGGAUGUUUAAUGUCAACAUUUUGUGGAUCACCCGUUUACGCACCUCCAGAAAUUUUAUUGGAAAAGAAAUAUAAUGGUAAUGAAGUUGAUAUUUGGAGUAUUGGUGUCAUCCUCUACUCAAUGGUCACUGGUCAAUUACCUUGGAGCCUUACCGAUGGUGUCCAAGUAGAAGGUUUGGAUAGAUUGUUAAAGGGUGAAUUUAAAUAUCCCUCAAAUGUUUUAUUAACCAAUGAGGUAAAAGAAUUAAUUAAUAGAAUGAUAGUAGCAAAUCCAGCUCAAAGAAUUAAAUUGUCCGAAAUUAAAAAUCAUAGUUGGGUAAACAAGGGUUAUGAUAUGACUCCCGACGACGAAUACAAUGCCAAGAACCAAAAGAACAAUAGUUAUAGUAACCCCCUAUCAGAAUGUGUUGACGAAAACAUGCCCAUUCUUAUCGAUGCCGCUCAGAACCGCUACGUCAAGGUAUCGAAAAACAGCUCGUUGUACGCCAGCACACCAAAUCUCAUGCCAAACCUCCCCUCACCAAGAGGAGCCUCCAUCUCUGUAAAUAGUGCACCUUGUGGAAGCCCGAUGUUGAGCGGCUCCAGCUCGCCAACUCUUACCACUCCACCCCUCUCACCCAUCGCCAUGAACUCAUCCACCUCCAACUCUACCAUCAGCAGUCCGUCGUCGACCAGCUCGAAAAUCAGUCUUUUCCACGGCCUCUUUAAAAAGAAACAACUCACCCGUCUCUCAUCGUCCAACAAUGGCGCCGACGCUGACCAACAAUGCAACAACUGUCCGUCAUGCAACAGCAGCACGUCAGCCACCACCUGUCAGUCGUCGACCAGUGCCAACACCACCCCAGGUGGUCCAUCAUCACCCAAGGGUUCCUCGGGUUCUUCUGGCGCCAGCUCUCCCACCUUUAACUCUUCCUAUAAUAAUUUAGAAUUCAACAAUAGUCCAUCUUCACCAUCAUCAUCAAGUUCAAGUUCAAGUUCAAGCUCGGCUUCAUCUGGUAAUGGUGGAUGUUGUCAUCAUCAACAGCAACAACAACAACAACAACAACAACAACACAAACAACAAAGAAGAUUCAGUCUUGAAGAUAUCUUUAAGGCCAUCAAAGGAAAGAGUAAGAGUAAAACGGAAAAAUUGAGAAAAAUCAAGGGUCCUUUUACACAUGGCACUACCACCUCGCUCUCUCCAGCCGACAUUAUCAUCCAAAUCGAAAACUUGUUGCAGUCACUAGGCAUCAAAUACCAAACCAAUGGAUUUGUAUUUGAAUGCAAAAAUGAAGAUCAAAAUGAUAUAGUCAUUUUAGAAAUCGAAAUAUGUAGAGUAUCUGGUAUGGAUUUGUUUGGUCUAAAAUUUAGACGAACAUGUGGACAAUUGAAUAGCUACUCGUCAGUUUGUAAAUUAGUUAUUGAAUCUUUACAACUUUAA